GAAACAUAGCGUGGCCUCCGUAAAUGCCUGUAUUCAGACAUAUCAUUUAUCGCGGUAGAGGAACAAGAGUUGGGGCUUAUUUCCUAACGGUGAAGAUCUAAAAUGGAUUCUGACAAUGAUAUGCAGCAAACAACUCAUGAAUUAUCACAAAUGAAUAUUGAAUUGCAGAACAAGAAAUUAUCUAGACCUCACCCCCUCAGUAAACAGCCCUCGAGAGCCUCUUCUCUCGAUACUCGUACCAGCACGCCGGUAGCAGAUAUUAAUGGUCUUGGCUGGCCUGCAAAAGCUACUCUCCAACGACUCAAAGAGUCUCCAGAACAGAAGGAAGUUAGAACAGCAAAAUUGACUGGCGCAGUAAAGACCUUAUUAGAGUGCAUCGGUGAGGAUCCAAUGCGCGAGGGUCUUCUUAAAACACCAGAAAGAUACGCAAAGGCUUUGCUUUUCUUGACCAAGGGAUACGAAGAGAAGUUAAGUGAUGUCCUUAAUGAGGCUGUAUUCGAAGAAGAUCACGAGGAGAUGGUCAUCGUUAGGGAUAUCGACGUCUUCUCCUUAUGUGAACACCAUUUGGUUCCGUUCAACGGUAGAAUCUCAAUUGGUUACAUACCCAACAGAAAGGUUCUAGGUUUAUCCAAACUCGCUAGACUAGCAGAAACAUUCGGUCGUCGUCUCCAAGUACAGGAACGUAUGACGAGACAGAUCGCCCUGGCUAUAGAGGAAGCUAUCCAGCCACAGGGUGUCGCAGUUGUCAUGGAAGCUAGCCACAUGUGUAUGGUUAUGAGAGGUGUACAGAAAGCUUCAGCUUCAACCGUCACUUCAACCAUGCUGGGCUGCUUCCGUACUUCAGCUAAGACACGCGAAGAAUUCCUCACUUUGAUCAGGACUCCUAAAGCUACAAUCCCUUACUAGAACACUACCAGCCUAAUUCAACUUUUAUCGUUAUCGCAGUAUUUUAGACAAUACAAGCAACGCUAUCUAUAAGCAGUAUGUUGUACACUAUUAUCGACCAUUCAA
Molecule: messenger RNA, 1011 nt
Organism: Wallemia mellicola CBS 633.66
Lineage: Eukaryota; Fungi; Basidiomycota; Wallemiomycetes; Wallemiales; Wallemiaceae
Product: putative GTP cyclohydrolase I
Exons: 3
Coding region: 103-906 (267 amino acids)
Biological process (GO): tetrahydrofolate biosynthetic process; tetrahydrobiopterin biosynthetic process
Cellular component (GO): cytoplasm
Molecular function (GO): zinc ion binding; GTP cyclohydrolase I activity; GTP binding
Source: RefSeq, a predicted model, not a curated record